Messenger RNA from Ornithodoros turicata, 3007 nucleotides. RefSeq names its product F-box only protein 21-like. The coding region runs from base 33 to 1925 and encodes 630 amino acids. NCBI's taxonomy places the organism in Eukaryota, Metazoa, Arthropoda, Arachnida, Ixodida, Argasidae. The record is from RefSeq and is a predicted model, not a curated record. Gene Ontology annotation, molecular function: DNA binding; protein binding. The transcript is spliced from 10 exons.
UUGCCGGAAGUCCGAAUCGAAACCGAAGUGGAAUGGCGGCGCAGGACGAGUCUCUGUUUACACUGGACGUUAUACCUCACGAAAUUUUGGAGCAUAUUCUGUCUUUCCCUGAAAUUAGCAUUCACGAUCUGUGCAACGCUUCGAAAGUUUGUGCGAAGUUUCGCGACGUUGUCUGCAGUAACGAAUUGUGGCGUCAAAAAUUUGUUCAGAGGUGGCCUGACCUUUUCCGUCAACAUAAUGCAGUCGGGACGAGAUGGCGUGAAGACUGCUCGGAACGUUUCACCUGCGGCAAGAAACUACGUAAGUGCAUUGCCAGCAUGUCGGAGAAGUUCUACACACAGGACGAGCUGUCGGAAGACGCUUUCACCGAGAUUCUCCACCUCAGUAAGCACCCUCGUGCGAUGCUCUUCUACAUCGACGAGCUCUACGCGAUACUCGACGACGGAAUGCCGGAUGACAACCUGACUGUGAAGUACUACGCACGACGAGUACAGUGCUUUGUGUGCCACGAACACCUAAAAAGCCUCUGGGACAACUACCUGGGCUUUCCGGAUGAUGUACGAAAGCCACCCUUGCUGGAAGAUGGAGCUCUGCUUCUCGCUGAAUGGUGCCAACCCCUCGAACGCAUCGACACUGAAGGAGUCAGGCAGACUCUCGACUUGCUCGCAGCCAAGGCGCGAACGCUUCUUGCGAACAGACAUCCAAGUCAUCCCAUUCUGAAGGCUGCCUUCGAGAAUGGGACGUCAUCUGAUCUCACUUUGGAAAGCAGGUCGAGGUGGCAGCCAUCGGAAUGUCGCGCUGUUCUCACGUGCAUAAAUCAUGUUCUAUUUCAAGUGUACGCCUUGAUGGGGGAGAAGCAUGAGUUCUACACCAGGGAGAACUCUUUCAUAGACAAGGUCCUUCAGAAGAAGACAGGAAUUCCGAUUGCCCUUUGUGUUAUAUAUGAAGCAAUUGCGAGACGUCUCGGUGUGCUCUGCUUGCCUGUCAGCUUCCCGGGCCACUUUUUACUCAAAUGGCUCGAGCAUCCAGAAUUACCAGAAGACCAGAGGUACACUUACAUAGACCCGUUCAACGGAGGUCGGUUUUUAACCCAGAAGGAGUGUCCUCAGAUAUGCCCCGGUAUUCAGAUUGACAACAGUUCUUCGUACGAUGCUGUUCCACCAAUAAGGGUUUUAGUGAGGAUGUGCUGGAAUUUGGUUGAAGUAGGGCGUCAGCAAGAAGGAACCCUAGGAAUGCAGGGCCUGCGACAAGCGCUUGAGCUGCUGGAGCUUUUCGAACGUCUCGGGCACAAUCCUUGCGCGGGAGCGAUUGAGCACCGCUUGCUGCUAGCACGCGUUUACCUCCAUCUUGGGAUAAACUAUGCACAGGUAAUGUCGCUCUUACAAGAUAUUGAAGCAGCACAUCCUGCUUCCAGUGGCAUCGUUGCAUACAUGUAUCGUUCAGCGCAAAGUCAAAUGGCGGCACAGCAGCAACGUAAAGAAGCCAGGAACCAUCGCCAAGUUCACAAACAGCGUUCCACGUCAAAGUCGCAAGUGGCUUUCACGAUAGGCUUGAUCAUGAAACACAAGAAGUACCACUACCAAUGUGUUAUCUACGGCUGGGACAGUACGUGCGCAGCGAACCGGGACUGGAUUUACCAAAUGGGUGUCUACAACUUGAGCCGCAAAGAUAGGCAGCCAUUCUACAAUGUGCUCGUGGAAGAUGGUUCCAACAGAUAUGCCGCUCAAGAGAACCUGACCAUCUCCACUGACCCCUCUCCCAUAAGUCACCCGGAGGUUGGAAAGUAUUUUGAACGUUUCUGCGGUACUCAUUACACUCCAAACGAACAAAAGGAAGGGGAGUACCCGGAAGAUGCCGAGGUACGCAAGGACAUCCUACAGCAGUCUUAUGGCAGCACGCCUACACGUAGGACAGAUGAAGGCUGAGUGCAGUGUGUAUGUGUUAUCAUUCACGUCACAAGAGUACCGUUUUGAUGUGUGGUACCCUAGCGAGUGAUUUGUGCAAAGCGUUGUGAAGAGGAGCUCUGUACAUCCUUUCACAGUGGUAACUAGAGCUUAAUGGUUUCAUAAUGCUAUUGUGUUCGCUGAAGAACUCUGAAGUAGGCUGCUGUACUAUUUUCCUCGAAAUUGCUCAAAGCAGGAUAACACCACCCAGAAGCCGCGAACAAACACUGAAAACCACUCAUCCAAUUUUUCCGUACUACAUGAAGCGUAGUUAGAGAUGUAUAUUUUCGCGUAAAACCCGAUAUUAUAUUUGGGUAUAUAUGUGGGUAAACCCAAUUUGCACAGCAAAUUACUGGGUUUAACCUGAUUUCUACCUGUCAGUUUGGAUUUCUCAUGCCACAACUUUGUUUAGUUAGCUUUCAGCACAAGAGGUAGUGCUCUCAAAGCUCUCCCACGUGCAUGCCCAAUUUCUACACCGUGGAAACAUGCAAUUGAAGGAGAAAGCGUGAAUGAACUUCAACUGUACAUAUGACUUGUAAAUACCUGAAUCCGAGAACAAGGAUAAUUGUGCCACAGAAACAAUUCUACCAUAAUAUGCGUGUUUGAUACGUUGACGUUGCUGGAACCUGACUCUGUUUUAAUGUAAAGGGACUUGACUUACACACUGGCUCACCCCUUAUCUGCUUAGGACAAUGACUUCACUUAUAACUGUAAAAACAUUUCAGAUAUUCUCGUACAUGAUUAGAUUUAAGCCUCCUAUUUACCACAUUUGUACUUUGCACAGCCUACUGUCAUCCACUCUUUCAACUUCCAAGCAAUGCUGAUAAUAGUUUGCUCAGUGCGGAAACUGUCUGUUAUUGCACUGCAGAGGUCCUGGUGAUUUUUCUACAAUGCAUGCUAAAGUACUGUUGCCUCGACCAAUGGAAUAUCUCGCACCGCUCUGCCUUUAAUCUCCACACAGUCUCUAUGUCAGUCCUCUUGACACGGGACAGAACCAGUUAUGCAAGUUUCAUAUCACACUACCUUGAUGCUAUUUUGAAAUAAAUUCUUCUAGUAUAACACUU